GCUCCGGCUAUAUUUGGGGGGAGAAUCUGCCCCUCACUGGGGGAAGGAUUUGGAUGGCAUUUCACCCUCCCAUGGGGUAAUGGGGGCCUGUGCCCCCUACGCUGUAUUCUGGGGGGUGCAGUGGGGUUAUUUUACCCCUCGGGGUGUGUCUGGGGGUAUUUGUCCCAUAGUGCAUUUGAGGGAGGGGCUAAUGGGUUUUUGGCCCCCUGGUGCACGGCGGGGCCGAGGGGAUAUUUACCGUCUACUCCUCCUCUGAACCUAACUUCGUUCUACGAAAUGUUUUGCCCGGGUCGGAUCCAAUCAGGAGCCCGGGGCCUUUGGCCCCGCCCCCACGUGACUCUUUCAAAACCAGCCCCUUUGUUUGAGCUGCUGUGUAUGUACUGAAAGUCCCUGGCAAGAGGAGCCGGUGGCGGCUUCUGGGGGGUGCCUCUGUACGUCCAACUCCCCCAUGGUGCGGGCAACUUAUCGUCCCCCCAGCCUCCUCCCGAUGCAUGCGAUUUACCAGCACUCCUGCUGCCGGUGGAUGUAAUUUACUCUCCCACCCAUCCUGCCCACUGCAUGCAAUUUACCCCCCUCCCGGCAUUCUGCUCCUGCUUGCGGUGCACACUUCCCUCUGCAGCUGCUGUACCCGGUGAGUCCUGGUUGCUGCACCUUCUUCCUCGCCCAGUCGAUCCUGCCUCUGGUGCAUACACUGCCCCCAGUUCUAUUUUUUUCCUACCCCCGGUGUAUGUACCUCCCCAGGAGCUGUGUCCCUAGCCCCUUCCCCGGUGCAAGCCCCCACCCUCGCUGAUCGGUGCCGCUUGCCCCGGCGGUCCUCAUGGCCCGCAGAGCUGUGCUGCCCUCCCUCUGGUCCGGGAGCGACCGAGUGCGGAUCGGGGAGCGGCUUCAGGCCAGCCUCGCCGGGAUCCUGGAGUUGGGGCUGCUGAGAGAGACGCAGAAGGGAACCGUGGAAAGCGCCCUAGGCAUCGGGGAGCCCGCGGGGACUGUCCCAGGGGGGCAGCGACAGGGUCCAAUAAAACCUGAGCCAGCCCCUCCUCUUGGGGGGAAGCCACUGGGCCCCCCAGCUCCACGUCAGCCAGGAUACAGAUCUGCAAACAUCUCUGGGCAGGGAUGGGGCAGCCUGGGGGCUAAGGAACCACUGCCCCCAGCUAAGCUGGACCGGAGCAAGUCUGAGGACCUGCUGGGCAUCCCUGAGAAGCCAUGUAUCUCCUACUGCUCCUCCGAGAGCAUUGACGUGGGGCACCAGGCCGGGAACAGGGACAGCAGAACGCCAGCGACGAGCCUGGCCUUGAGAACCGCUGGCUCCAGCGAGCAGUUGCUGCUCCCCAAGAGGCCCAGGGCACAGGCAGAGCCUAGCUUCACUGCACCAGAGACCUCAGAGGCCGACUCCAGGCCCAGCUCAGGGUUCUACGAGACCAGCGAGAUGGGCUCCCUGUCCGACUCCUCCACGUCCAUGCACAGCGAGUGCCCGGGGGGCUCGCACUGCAGCGUCGGUUCCCUCUCCCACCUCCCAGGCCUACGAGACAGUGGCUGUUCACGGCCACGCUCCACCGACGAGGCCACCGUCCGGCUUCUCGACCUCCGACUGCAACGGGUAAUGGCACCCAAUGCUCCCAGCAGUCCCCAUGCUGCUGCCAGGAGACCAGUCUCAACAGGGGACCUGGAGUUCCUGCUGAGCCUGGGUGAGCUCUCUCCAGCCUUCCCUCCGAGCUUGCAGCUCCUGCAGUACAAGUGCGACCUGGUGUCCCGCAGCACCAGCGAGAUCUACCACUACCCCAGCCCGCUGCAUGCCGUGGCCUUGCAGAGCCCACUCUUUACCAGCGGCCUGUCCCGGGGCCCGUCCCAGGAGGACCUCAGCGAGCGGACAGCCAUCCCCACUGUGCAGGAGGGCUCUUCCCGGAGUGGGACAGCCCCCUCCGAGGAGCAGCGCCAGGUCCAGCUGGACCGUUAUAUCGCCAAGCUGGUGCUGAGGUACAGGUGUCGAUCGGCGGCUAGCCGCACAGAGCCUGGCUACCUGGUAGGGCACCAGAAGAGCCAGUCCAUGUCAUCGGUCUGUGGCUCCCCGCUGGGAGCUGGGCCGCUCCCCGGCUGGAAAAUCCGCAGGCGCAUUUCUACCUGCUCCCACCUCCGCUCUCCAGAGGGGCCUGACAGCUCCCAGGCCCUGGAUGGCCCAGGAGGCCGGGGCUCCACUGCCUCCUCUGUGGGGUCCAGCGAGCGAUCAAUGGGGUUGCUCCUGGAGCAACUCUCACUGUGCCGGGAGCAGCCAGAGGGAGCCGGCUGGGCUGAGGCCUCGUCCUGUCGUCCCCAUGUGGUCAGGGUCAAGGCCUCCUCCAGGAAGGCCCUUGGCACUGAGCGAGAGCGGCUGUACAAGGGCAAGCAUGCCUCGCGGGAGUUGGUGAAGGCAGGCGAGGGUGCAGAGCGCAGCUGGCUCAGCCCGCGGGAGCUGCUUCGCAGGAUCAGCCUCCGGCGCAGGCCAGCUCUCCGGGCAGAGGGCGGGAGCCGCUGCAGCUCAGAGGUGAACGUCCGCACGCCGAGGCCUGUGUAUCGCUGCAGCUCCCAGCGCUGCCUGGAGCCCCCAGGGAGACAGAAGUGGGCAUCCGUCCUGGAGAUCUCCAGCCAGGCCCUGGGGAGGCCGAAAGCCGAGCCCUUCCCCCCACCAAGCCGCCAGCUGGCCUUCUCCACAGACUCCUGCUUCCCUGAUGGCAGCCAGCUGGAGCUGCAGCCACAGCGGGCUGAGGGCAGCAGUGCCUCCAGCCUCAGUGAGGUAGAUGCUGUCAGCCUGAAUGGGGAUUGGCGACUGCGGCAACUAGGCCCACCCAGGGCCUGCCCGCUCCAUGCCUCUGCCACACUGGAUUCCAGCAACAUGGCCAUGGCCAGCUUCAAACUACACAGGACUCGCUCCUUCAAGGAGCUGAAGAGGAUGGUGAGCCGUUCCCUCAGGCCUCUGGCUCCCAAGGCCAGCGGAGCCUCCAAGUGACCUCCUCUAGCUGCAGGCUGCUCCCAAAAGCCAUGUGGCAAAAACCCCAGUUAGCCCCAUCCUUUGGAGGGGGACCCCGUUUACUGGGACUGCAAGCUCUGCCUGCCUCCUCCCCAUGGAAUCUUCACCGUCCCCUCUUCAUGUCUCUUCUCUGUGGAAUUGGCAGGGCCUGGUGCUUCACCCACCCUGAUCGCCAACAAGUUGCAGAGGCGAUUUAGAAUCAGCCCCUGCCCUAACGCUGGCAGAACUGCAGUGACAAGGCUGGCACAGGGGCACCCUCUCCCUACAAUAUGGACAGGCCAGAGCAGCCUUCUCCCUGAGAGGCAGGGAGCUUGAAAUGGCCCCCCAACUUCUACGGGUGGGAGGGGGCAGGAGCCACACUGGGCUCUAAGGACUGUAUCUGGGCCCCUAGUGUGGGCUUGAAAUCAAAUGUUCAUCAGGUACCAUGGGCCCCUGCGUCUCCCAUAACCUAGGUGUGUCUGGGUGCUGUUGUCUGCCCAGCUGCGGCGGGCAGGUGCUCUGUGUAGGCGGGUCUGCCCAGCUUGGCUGCACCAAGGAGCCUCAUUGCUGGUGUCAAUUCUAAGUGGGGGAAAAAAAAAUAAAAAACAAAUGUGAAGGAUUUGGAGGGUGUUUUAGAACCGGGGGGGGGAAGGUGUCUGCUGGACUGGGAAGGGCAGGACCUCAUUGCCCCCUGCAGUGCCCCACUCCAGUGUUAAAUGCUGGCCAAGGCGGCAGCGGGCUCGCUCGCGCUCUCUCUCUGUGCAUAGGCUGUUUUAUGAGCAUGGGUGCUCACAUGCAACCCUUCCCUGCCUGUUACAGCCAAGCCCUGUAUUUCAUUAGCUGCUGUGGCCUUAGCCUGGGCUGGGGGUGCAACCCAGUCGGCUGUUGACAAAAUCCCUGUGCACUCCCUAUCUUAAUGCCCCCAUCUUACUGGAGGAGAGAGGAUAGGAUCCUUGCUGUUGUUGGGAGGACUUACCCUAAGGGCAGCAUUUAGAAUAAGUCCAGGCAGUACCUGUGUAAUGACAGCUGGGGGCUGUGAACGGGUCCCCCUGCUCUAUUUCAUGCUGCUGCUGCUUGUUAGAUGCUACUCGUAUUAACCCCAUGCCAGCUGCCUCCAUGCUAAUAACUCCCCCUCAGAGCCCAGCACUUGUCCCUGAAGCUGGGAGCAACCCCCAGCUGGAAGGUGCUUCUCUAGGUGAAAUUCAGUAGCCUCAGCCUGUGCAUCACAUGGGGUUUACCAGGUGUGUGGGCCCAGGGGCUGGCCUGCACAGGAGAGAUCUUCCACUGCUUUCUCACAGGCUCUCUGCACCCUGUGGCUUGGCCUUCCUGGCCCUUGCUUCAUCACUCCUGCUGGUGCCCUGUUGGCUUGUGCAUUAAUUCUGGGCCUAGGAGGGAGAGGAGAAAGACCCACCAACAGUAGUGCUGCCCUCCCUGAACCUCUCACCUGCCAUAUCCCUUUCUUGGGGAGGGGUUGGCUGUUGCUCUUGGAGAAAAGGGAAUAAGCAAGGGGGUAGUAAAGGGUUGGCCCGAUUACUGCGUGAGGUAGAGUCACAGACUGUUUAAGGCCACAGCAGGCAACUGGAUCAUCAGGCAUGAGGCACCAACUAGAGCAGUUCACUCAGUUCCCCCUGCAUUGAAUCCAAUACCUCUUGGGUUUGACUAAAGCAUCUUCCAGACAGGCCACCUGAGAGUCUGGAAACCUCAGGAGAUGGAGGAAUCUACUCCCUACUUGGGAGUUGUUCCAGUGGUAAAUCACCCUCCCUGGGAAAAAUGUGGCUCUUAAUCAAGUAACCUGUCUCUUUACUAAACAGAGCAAGCGCCAUCAGUUUCUCUGGGUUAGGCACCUCGCCCUCAAAUAGAGUCUGUGGCUCUUCCCUGCAUGCCGGCCAGGGCACUGCUCAAAAUGUGCAUCGCAAAACUGGAUGCAGGAUUCUGGGAUCAGUCUCCCCAAGGCCACAGCUAGGCAGCUUGUUGGGCAUAUAGAGGGGAGUGGGGCCUUUCUGAGAUAUUGUGUAAUGACCUACCGGGCUCUGCUACAGCUGCAAUACCUUCUCCAUUUCAUAGGGCUGCAGGGGCUGGAAAGAAGCAUCCACUUCUCCAGUCAGUUGUUAUCUUGCCCUGUUCUGCACCACACAGAGAAGAGAGAGAACUUGGCCCUGGCAUGAGCCAUGGCACCUGCUUCACAGUGGCACAGCCAGCAAGGGCAGGAGAGUCGCUUACCUGCUCAAGAAGGGAACUAGGGAUGUCCCAGGCUUGGAUUUGGCCAGGGCAGACUGAGCACAAUGAAUGCAAGGACUGGGCUGUGCAAUGACAGGUACAAUGCAGAGGCCUUGGCUACAUACAAACUGGUUGAACUAAAGUGCAGCAAGACCCUGGGUGGAGUGCUCUUGGCAGCUCCUAAUCUGCUUCAGCUGCACUGAAAUGAGUGUCCACAUGGAGCUCUUCAGCUGUUCAAGUGAACCUGUCUUCACUGGUGUUGCCCUCUGUGCAGACAGGCUCCCUGGGGGCCCUCCUCAGGCAUGGCCUACAAGCCUGGCAGAUCAAUGGGCCCAGCUGGCCUGAGACUCUAUGCCCCAUGGCAUAGUUUAUAAUGAGACUCCUUCCUCAGCUGCAACAACCCCCUCUCCCCCUGCCAGAGGGAUCGAUCUGGGCAGCAGCUUAGUUCCGCCACCCCCUCCUCCUCUGUCCCCCAUAUCCCAGGCUGCCACCCCCACUCUGGUCCUUGGGGUGCUCCUGGCCCAAGCCAUCUGCCCGGCCAUAGAUGGCACCCCAGUCGAGGCCACCAAGCCCCUCAGGGCGACAGCCAGUGCCAAGCAGCUAGGCCCUGAGCCUGGGGGCAUGCUCUCCACCUCCCAGGCGGAGCGGUUGCCCUCCCCUCUGGGGGGAGGGGCUGAAGAUUCCACCAUGCUGCACGGUCCACCGUGGCUGCAGGUGAUGCGCUUGCUGCGACGCCUGUGCCUGGUGUCAGUGAGGACCAGCCUCCUCAGCCCCAAACCGUGGUCAAGAGGUGCCGCACCCCUGUAGUUUGGGUGCCAGGGACCUUGGACCCAUUCUGUCCCCGUUCCCACCCCAGCCCCUGCUCAUAACCCUGCUCCUGUCCCCACUCCCACCCCAGCCCCUGAUCCUGGCCUUGUUUAAAACAAAACAAUCUUCCUGUAGUCCCUAGUGAUCUUCCUCAGGCAAUCCCACAGCCUUAUCUAGCCCCAGGAGCCCGGGCUGCAGGUUACUUGGCCAUGACCCCAGUCACAGCCUCACACCCCUGUGCUCUUAUCUCCCUGGGGCAGAUGCCAAGACGAGGGGUGGUGGGGCAGGUCCCUGCUCCUGGCUGGGCUGGAUCAGCUUGUCACCUGAGAAACCUGCACUUCCUACCCGCAGUGGAUCCCUGGCUCUUCCCUCCUGCCCCUCCGCCCUCGGGGGCUGACUCUAGCAGGCCAGGUCGGGGGAGGG
Molecule: messenger RNA, 6424 nt
Organism: Mauremys mutica (yellowpond turtle)
Lineage: Eukaryota; Metazoa; Chordata; Testudines; Geoemydidae
Product: dapper homolog 2-like
Exons: 5
Coding region: 818-2977 (719 amino acids)
Biological process (GO): negative regulation of nodal signaling pathway
Cellular component (GO): cytoplasm
Source: RefSeq, a predicted model, not a curated record